This is a messenger RNA of Folsomia candida, 1916 nucleotides long. Its product is annotated as venom dipeptidyl peptidase 4-like. Bases 1 to 1812 code for a protein of 603 amino acids. Lineage: Eukaryota; Metazoa; Arthropoda; Collembola; Entomobryomorpha; Isotomidae. Gene Ontology annotation, molecular function: dipeptidyl-peptidase activity; serine-type peptidase activity. The record is from RefSeq and is a predicted model, not a curated record. The transcript has 14 exons. Gene Ontology annotation, biological process: proteolysis.
AUGAGCAGAAUUUGGUGGCACACCACUAAAAAAAGGAAAUGUACGGAAGUCCGGUGGCCAUGUGGUUUUAGUUCGAGCCUUGCAUUCGUCCGGUUUGACGACUCCGGGGUUGACUUUUACCAGUGGCCGCUCUACGGAGAACCCGGCGUUAGGGAUACCGUCUACCCGGUUUAUGAACCACUCCGAUACCCAAAGGCUGGCCGUGAUAAUCCCAUUGUUUCACUUCACAUUCUAAAAUUGGAUGAUCCCACUGCCAUUCGACAAGUGGUCUACCCUCCCGGGCAAGAUGUGGAAUUGCAAUAUUACAUCGCCACCAUCACGUGGGCCACAGCGGACCAAGUGAUUAUUCAAAACCUCAACCGAAACCAAGAUAAAACGGUUUGGAACCUUUGUAGCGCGGCAAGUGGGAUUUGUUCCGAGGUGCUUGAGAGGUGGGCGACAACUCCUGUCGGUUGGUGGGACCCGCAUCGGCCCCUCGUUUCUCGGGACGGAUCAAAAUUCCUCACCUUUGUAAAUGCCCAACAAUCCACGGACCCUAACAAGAGGUUAUACCGACACGUGGUCUCCAUCAAUUCGGUCCCGCCAAAUCCGGAAUUGCAACCCCUGACGGAGGGUGCCUUCCAUGUGGAUGCCAUCCUUGGCUGGGAUGUAGAUAACAACAAAUUAUACGUUUCCGGGACUGGAUUUCAUCCAGAAACGUCUCCGUUGGGAGAUCCUAGCGAACGUCAUGUCUACUCCAUUGCUACCACUGGACCAAACUCGCCCCCAGAAUGUAUCAGUUGUACCGUUCUGACCAGCACGAACGAAGAAUGUCGCUCGCAUUCGGUUUCAUUCAGCGCAAAUUUCAAAUUCUACAUGCACACCUGUCGAGGACCUGGUGUUCCCGAGGUCACUACAAGAUUCACUUCGAACAACUCAAUCGCUUCUGUUUGGAACGACAACGCUCUAGUUCGUGAACGACUCGCAACCAAGCUCCUGCCAUCCUUGAGGGAAAUGGAGGUCGACCUUCCACUCAGUUACAAGGCUAAAGUCCGUCUCUAUUGUGGGCGUUGGUCUUCCCGUGGGCGCUUGUUCCCUCACUAUCUCCCGCCUAAUUUUGAUGAAAGUAAACAAUACCCACUUCUCGUGGAAGUUUAUGCGGGCCCUGAUUCGCAGAAAAUCACGCAAGAUUACGGCAUCAAUUGGGGUUCAUAUUUGGCCAGUUCGAAAGAAGUAAUUUUCGCAAAUAUCGAUGGCCGCGGUUCUGCAAGACAGUCUGCAGAACAAAAGUUUGCUGUUUACAGGAAUUUAGGAUCUGUUGAAGUUGAGGAUCAAAUAUCGGUGACAAAGCACCUUAUCAACACCUUGAGUUUUAUUAACCCGAAUAAGACGGCGGAUAUGCGACGAUGUCCUAGAAACACGAUAAAAGCGCUUGGAAAAGACAACGAGAACGUGUUCAAAUGUGGUAUUUCCGGCGCUCCAGUUUCCAGCUGGUUGUACUAUGAUACGAUUUACACCGAGCGAUACAUGGGGCUUCCAACCGUUGAAGACAAUUGGGAGGGUUACAACCAAUCCUCCGUGAUGGCAAAUAUGGCAGGAAUUGCUAACAAAGAGUUUCUCUUGAUCCAUGGCAACGCAGAUGACAACGUUCACUACCAGAACUCCAUGAUGCUGGCGAGAGCCCUCGAGCAGGCUGAUAUCUUAUUUACUGCAUUGAGUUAUCCAGAAGAAAAUCACAGAGUUAACGGACCCGGCAUGCAACGCCAUCUUUACCACUCAUGUAAACAUUUCUUAACCAGGAACGCCUGCUUUGGACCACUUGGAAACCCAUGAAAUGCUUAAAUUUAUAAAUAUACUUAGCGGGUAGUGACAUUGAUUGAUAUAUGCUAACAGUAUGUAUGCUUAACCCCAACUAAAUAUCAUGCAAAUUUUUUGCU